Molecule: messenger RNA, 1873 nt
Organism: Triticum dicoccoides
Lineage: Eukaryota; Viridiplantae; Streptophyta; Magnoliopsida; Poales; Poaceae
Exons: 2
Coding region: 460-1650 (396 amino acids)
Source: RefSeq, a predicted model, not a curated record
GUUGCUCCUACUCCAUUCGCUGGCCAGUGGCCACACGCUGCCGCACUGGGCGUUCCUCCUUUUCUUCUUUCCUCGCACGCCGCCGGGGUGCUGCUCACCACGGCCACGGCGGCUCUCGGAUCUGGACCAGCCGCACAGUAGCCAGCUAGCUACGCCAGCGCAGGCGGCAUCCAUCACCGGAAGCCUGCAGACAGCGGCCGACAUCCACGGCCCAGCAACGUAGCUCCGGUCGCCUCCUCCUGCCCGCAGCCGCAGGGCAGUCACGUCGCCGUCUCGCUGCUGCUGGAUCCGGUCUCUCCAAGCGAGCACCGUGAACCGGCCCAUUCAAGCCCAUACAAACAAGAACGCUUUCGUCCCCCUUUCAGGCGGCGGCGGCGGUGCGCGGUCGGAUCUUCUUCCCUCCCGGCGCGCUAAUUUGGGGUCGAAGCAAAGCAAGCACCCACGAGCUGCGCCGUCUCCAUGCCUCCCUCUGAAACUAAGCGGAGGGACUGGGCUGGUCUCGGGGACGGGCUGGCGGGGAUGAUCGCCGACCGCGUCCUCGCCUACGACGUCGCCGACUACCUCCGCUUCCGCGCCGUGUGCGGCCCGUGGCGGCGGUGCUGCGCGGACCCGCGCGCGCACGGCGGCCUCGACCGCCGGUUCCAUCCCCGGCGGUGGCUCAUGCUCCGGGAACCUCGGGAGCGGAUCGACGCCCCCAACCGCCGCCGCUUCCUCAACUCCUCCACCGGCGAGUGCAUCCAGGUCCACCUCCCGGAGCUCCACAACCAGGAGGUGCUCGCCCUCACCGCCGAGGGCCUGCUCGUCGUGCUCGACUGGCCGCGGAGCACCAAGGUCCAGCUGCUCAACCCGCUGACGCGCCAUGUCACCCAGCUCCCGCCGCUCACCGCGCUGGUGUCCCAUCAGGGGAACGACUGCCUCCUUUUCACCGCCGCUUUCGACACCCACUUCCCGGCCUGGGGCUCCGGCGUUCUCAGCGAUGAUUCCACGGUGGCGCUCUCCUUCAACAGGCUCAACAUUCUCGGCAUGGCAAAGCCCGGCGAUGACCACUGGACGGUGUUAGAGUUCCGCAAUCCGCUGCAGACGGCUUCCUCAAUGGUCGCGGGACGGUUCUACUGUGUCACCAUUGACGGCGUCAUGGUGCUGGAGGAUCAGCCGCCGCGCUUGGAGCUGGCUGCCAGGCUGCCUAUGCCGGUUUCCCCGACGUCAGAUACCGUGCACCUGAUGGACAACGCCGGAGAGUUGACGCUGGUGCACCGCAGGUUCUCGCGACACCAUGACAACAAUAACAUGGCCAAGAGGAGGUACGACGUGUAUCGACUGGAUCCGGGCGCCGGGACUUUGUGCCGGGUCAACAGCUUUGGCGGCGACGGACAUGCCUUGUUCAUCGGCAUGUAUUGCUCUCUCUCGGUGCCUACCAAGAUCUUCCCUUCUGGCUCCAUUAGAGGAGACACCGUCUACCUCAGCUUCGACAUUCCAGAGAGGAACAAAACUGAGGGCUACCAUCUUGCAGACAGAAGCGCCAUUAGCAGCGAUAUCCUCAACUCCCGCUCGGCGCUGCAGCCGCAUAAUCUUGUCGACUGUCUCUCCUUGUGCACUACUGGUCGGAUCUGGUGUCACUUCGAAAAACAUCUUGUCAGUCGUUGUAGAUGAUAUUGCUCCUCUUUUUCAUUUGUGGCAGGAUAAUGGGAAGCAAAAUGUGUGUGCGGUUAAUCAAUCCGUGGCUUUGGUUAAAAACAAAACCGAGGUGGUACUCUGUGGCUUCGAACCAUGGGAAGUCAUCUUGUAAGUGGUGCUCUGCUUCUACUCGCUCUUUGAACCCUGGAAGUUUAGCAUGGUAACCCGAACUGUACAAUUGUGCUCUUUGAAUCACACU